Messenger RNA from Entamoeba dispar SAW760, 738 nucleotides. RefSeq lists its product as uncharacterized. Bases 1 to 738 code for a protein of 245 amino acids. Gene Ontology annotation, molecular function: aminoacyl-tRNA deacylase activity. The record is from RefSeq and is a predicted model, not a curated record. Lineage: Eukaryota; Evosea; Mastigamoebida; Endamoebidae. The transcript has 2 exons.
AUGGAAACUUUACAUAAAAUCGAUUCUUUACUUGCUAAAUUAACUAAUUCUGUACCAGAAGUAAAACCACGAUUUUACUUACAUCCUUCUCGUCCUUUAGAAUGUUCUUAUAGACAAUUAGACACUUUAAUUACUAUUAUUACUGAUGAAAAACCAUAUUGUACGUUAAGGUGUUAUAAGAGUGCUUUAGAACAUAAUAUUACUUCUUCUUGUCUUUGUAGAGUAACUGGAGAUUAUUAUAAUAUGCCAUUUGAAUACAGAAGAAAACAAUUAAAUUCUGAAUCAAUAACUCAAUUAUGUAAAUCAUUAAUCCUUGAAAAUACAGCUUUUCCAGAUGAUGGGGUAGAAACACCAACAUUCUCAAGAUUUUAUUUAUUAAUUGUUCAGUAUGUAGCACAAAUGCAAUCUCAUAAAUUAUUUAAAUAUUUAAGAACAAUUAAUCCAACAGUUCCAAAGAAAUACUUCCAUUUUAGGGUUGCUGAUGAAAGUGAAGCAAUCACUAUUUCUGGUUUUGAACACAACGCCAUUACUCCAUUUGGAAUGAAUAAAGAAUUACCAAUAGUUCUUGCUGAUGAUAUCACUAAAUUACCAGGUGAUUAUUGUUGGAUUGGAGGUGGAGAAAUUGAUGUUAAAUUAGGAUUUAAUGUUUCAGAGUUUAUUGAAAAAAUGAAACCAAUGAUCACGGAUAUUUAUAAACGUGAUGGAGAAAAAGAAGAAGUUCCAAUGAACGAUAAUUGA